Molecule: messenger RNA, 2061 nt
Organism: Setaria italica (foxtail millet)
Lineage: Eukaryota; Viridiplantae; Streptophyta; Magnoliopsida; Poales; Poaceae
Product: AAA-ATPase ASD, mitochondrial
Exons: 1
Coding region: 83-1810 (575 amino acids)
Molecular function (GO): ATP hydrolysis activity; ATP binding
Source: RefSeq, a predicted model, not a curated record
AAGCCACGGCGAGCUUAGCUUGGCCUCAUCAAUCAAGAGCUUACUUUCUAAUCCUAGCAAGCCAGCCAACCAAAACCAACCCAUGGCGGCGAAGGACUUGUGGACCGCGAUUGGAUCAACCCUGGCGUUCAUCCUCGCCCUCUGUUCGAUGGCAAUGCACCAAGCCAAAAUCAUCCUGUGGAUCAACAAGAUCGUUGGCUACUUCAACCCAUACAUCCAAAUUACCAUCCCUGAGUACGGCGCCGACCGUUUCCAGCGCAGCGACUUCUUCGUCGCGAUCGAAGCCUACCUCUCCCACAAAUGUGCUUCCCAGGCGCGAAAGCUCAAGGCCGAUCUUGGCAAUGUUCGGAAGAAACCCCAGGCCUCUGUUGACGACGGGCAGGAGAUCAUUGACAACUUUGAUGGCGCCAUGCUCUGGUGGUACGCCGCCAUGGUGCCAAAAAAGUACAACGUCAUCAGCUUGUCGCCCGGUGAUGACGAGCGCCGUUACUACCGACUCUCCUUCCAUCGCAGCUUCCGCGACAAAGUCCUCGACUCCUACCUGCCGCACGUCCUCGAGAAGGGCCGCGCCGUCAUCUCCGAGAACCGCCAGCGCCGCCUCUUCACCAAAAACCCAAGCAGCCGCUGGAGCUCCUACUCACCAAAGACCAUCUGGAGCCACGUCCCGUUCGAGCACCCGGCAAAGUUCGACACGCUCGCCAUGAACCCUGAUGUGAAGGAGGACAUCAUGGAUGACCUCAGGGCAUUCCAAGAGGCGAAGGACUACUACACCAAGGUCGGCAAGGCAUGGAAGCGUGGAUACCUGCUGUUCGGCCCCCCAGGCACUGGCAAGUCCACCAUGAUCGCCGCCAUGGCCAACUUCCUUGACUAUGAUGUCUACGACCUGGAGCUCACGGCGGUCAAGAACAACACCGAGCUGCGGCAGCUCUUCAUCGAGACGACAGCAAAGUCCAUCAUCGUCAUCGAGGACAUUGACUGCUCCGUCGACCUCACCGGCAAGCGCAAGGACAAGAAGGUCCACAAGAAGAAGUCCAGUAGCGAAAGCGAGUCGAGCGACAACGUGACCAGGCUGCCGAUAGAGGCCAAGGAGGACGACGAAAGCACCAAGCUGACCCUGUCCGGGGUGCUCAACUUCAUUGAUGGGCUAUGGUCGGCGUGCGGCGGCGAGCGCAUCAUCAUAUUCACCACAAACAACAAGGAUAAGCUCGACCCAGCACUGAUCCGGCGAGGCAGGAUGGACAAGCACAUCGAGAUGUCCUACUGCCGCUACGAGGCCUUCAAGCUGCUGGCCAGCAACUACCUCCAGAUCACGGAGCACGAAUUUUUCGAGCAGUUCGGCGAGAUACAGCAGCUCUUGGAGGAGAUCGACAUGUCUCCGGCGGACGUUGCCGAGAACCUGAUGCCCAUGUCCACGAAGAAGAAGGAUCCUGGCAUGUGCUUGGCAGGUCUCGUGGUGGCUCUGAAAAAUGCCAAGGUGGACGCGGCAGCCAAGGUGAUGGAGGAAGCAAAAAAGGAGGAGGACGCAGAAAAAUCCAUGGACAAAGAGGAGGCGGUUUCGAUCAAGGUGAAGGAGGAUGCGAACGCAAAGGAGAAGGAGACGGAGAAAUCCAGGGAGAAAGAGGAGGCAGUCACGGUCAAAGUGAAGGAGGAAGGGAAAGAAAUUGUGAAGGAGGCAAAGAAAUUCAUGGAGAAACAGGAGGCAGUCCCGGACAAGGUGGAGGAGGAAGUGAAAGCAAACGAGAAGGAAGAAAAGAAAUCCAUGGAGAAAGCGGAGGCAAUAACAGUUGAGGUGGAGGAUGCAAAAGCAUAGGAGUCUGACAAAUCCAUGGAUAAAAAGGAGGCAGUCGAAGUGAAGAACGACACGGGAGAAGAAGAAUGGGAAGACAAUAAAAGAGCAUAGUAAUUUGGACUUUCCCUUUAAAAAAAAUAAGAUUGUUCCGGGUAGAUUGACUGGCAGUUUGUACUAAGGCCAUUCUCGUUGGGUGAUUUUGUAUUUAUGUUUCCAAAAUGCUACAUAAGUAAAAAGAAUAUUUAAUUUAGGGUUGAAAUAGCUUCAUACAA